AUGAACAACAACAUGAAGGUCUUAAUAGUAACUUUGUUGGCUCUAGCAGUAGCCGCCUCCGCGAGGCACAUCACGCUUGAAGAUGUCAUUGAAUUAGAAAAGAACACACCGUACAGUUACAUCAAGAGCAUCGCCAUACCGUUGGCUGACGAAGUCCGCAUAGCUGAGGAGGAAGGCAGACAGAAUCCAUCCAGGAUUGUCGGUGGUUCAUUAGCUGCUCUAGGACAGUUACCGUAUCAGGCCGGCUUAAUUUUACAUCACCCUUCUAUCAAUGGUCUUGCCAGCGCAUCUCUGAUCUCCAAUAACAGAAUAUUGACUGCUGCACACAACUUGAAUGAUGGCUGGUCAACUGUCCCGAGUGUGACUGUUGUCCUUGGAACUACUACUUUAAUGUCUGAUGGUGUAAGACAAACUACUAGCGACUAUGUUUUGCAUGAAAAUUACAACGUCUUCGUAUUCAGAAGUGACAUUGCUAUCAUCAACUUGCCAUCACCAGUUCAAUUUUCAAGCAACCUCAGUCCUAUUGCUCUUCCUUCUGGGUCUCAACUGGGUGACGACUUCACUGGGGAAAUUGCCAUUGCCUCUGGUUUUGGAAUUAAUCCUGGAAAUGGUGGUGUGCUUCCAAACCAGCCCCUCAGUUAUGUGGAUUUGCCCGUAAUCUCAAACGAUGAAUGCAAACAAGCUUACGGAUCAAUUAUUCUACCUGGCAUUAUAUGUACGGGUAGCGUUGUCGGCAAAAACAUCUGCACUGGUGACUCUGGAGGUCCUCUUGCCGUCCAGAGGAAUAACAGCCCAGUAGUGAUUGGUGUCGUUUCAUUCAGAAGCGGUGGUGUAUGCGACGGCGGUUCUCCUGCUGGAUACGCCAGAGUUACGCACUAUGUAGACUGGAUUAAUGAGCAUCUGUAA
This is a messenger RNA of Spodoptera littoralis (African cotton leafworm), 906 nucleotides long. The record is from the annotation of a GenBank genome assembly. Lineage: Eukaryota; Metazoa; Arthropoda; Insecta; Lepidoptera; Noctuidae.